Messenger RNA from Eruca vesicaria subsp. sativa (arugula), 1974 nucleotides. The record is from the annotation of a GenBank genome assembly. NCBI's taxonomy places the organism in Eukaryota, Viridiplantae, Streptophyta, Magnoliopsida, Brassicales, Brassicaceae.
AUGCUACUAGGACCAGGAACUACUAUCUUUCGCAAGUACACAAAACCUUGUCGUGUUUUCACUCUAAGUAAACAUCUAUCAUCUUUGUCUGAUACUGGCCGUGAGAAACCGAAAACAUUUGAGGGUAACAAACAAGUUAUUAACGAGAUUUGCAAUGUUUUGGAGACUGGUCCUUGGGGACCCUCUUCUGAGACUGCUCUCUCCUCUCUAAACUUCAAACCUCAACCAGAGUUAAUCAUCAGUGUGUUACAUAAGCUUAAAGAUGUUAACCAAGUAAUUGAUUACUUCCGUUGGUACGAGAGAAGAACCAAGCUUCCUCAUUGUCCUGAAGCCUAUAACUCACUGCUCCUAGUGAUGUCUCGUUGCGGAAACUUUAAAGAUUUAGAACAGAUUCUUGGAGAAAUGAGUGUUGCAGGGUUUGCCCCGUCUGUUAACGCUUGUAUCGAUAUGGUUUCCACCUGCGUUAAGGCCAAUAAACUUAAGGAAGGUUUUUCUAUUGUGAACAUGAUGAGGAAGUUGAACUUUCGACCAGCUUUUUCAGCUUAUACAACUCUCAUCGCUGCUUUCUCAGCUGUUAAUAAUCAUUCUGAUAAGAUGUUAACUCUCUUUCACCAGAUGAUGGAGUUAGGAUACGAGCCAACUCUUCAUCUGUUCACGGCUUUGAUCCGCGGAUUCGCUAGAGAAGGAAGAGUUGAUUCUGCUUUAUCUUUACUUGAUGAGAUGAAGAGAAGCUCUCUUGAUGCAGACAUUGUUCUUUACAAUGUGUGUGUUGAUUGUUUUGGUAAAGUGGGGAAAGUUGAUAUGGUUUUGAAGUUUUUUCAUGAGAUGGAAGCUAAUGGUUUGAAGCCUGAUGAGAUUACAUUCUGCUCUCUUAUAGAUGGUUUAGGUAAGGUUGGUAGAGUUGAUGAGGCUUAUAAAAUCUACAAGAAGAUGUUGGAUACUGAGUUUCGUCCUAACACUAUUGUUUACACAUCUCUCGUAAAGAACUUUUUCAACCACGGUAGAAAAGAAGAUGGGGACAAGAUUUACAAGGAGAUGAAAUGUUCUCCUGAUUUGCAGUUUCUUAACACAUACAUGGAUUGCAUGUUUAAAGCUGGAAAGGUAGAAAAGGGAAGAGCGAUGUUUGAGGAGAUAAAAGCUCAUGGUUAUGCUCCAGAUACUCGAAGCUACUCGAUUUUAAUCAGUGGAUUGAUAAAAGCAGGCGUUGCUAAUGAAACUCAUGAGCUGUUUUAUUUAAUGAAAGAGCAAGGAUGUGUGUUGGACCCAAGUGCUUACAACAUUGUCAUUGAUGGUUUCUGCAAGUGUGGGAACGUUAACAAAGCUUAUCAGCUACUAGAGGAGAUGAAAGAAAAAGGUUUUGAACCAACUGUUGUUACUUAUGGUUCAGUGAUUGAUGGACUUGCGAAGAUAGAUAGGCUUGAUGAAGCUUAUAUGCUCUUUGAGGAAGCAAAGUCAAAGAGAAUAGAGCUAAACGUGGUGAUCUACAGUAGUCUUGUAGACGGGUUUGGGAAAGUUGGGAGGAUUGAUGAAGCUUAUCUUAUCUUGGAUGAGCUUAUGAAGAAAGGGUUAACACCUAAUGUGUAUGCAUGGAACUCACUGCUUGGUGCGUUGGUGAAGGCAGAGGAGAUCACUGAAGCUCUGGCAUGUUUUGAGACGUUGAAAGAAAUGAAAUGCAUGCCGAACCAAGUUACUUACGGUAUCUUAAUAAAUGGUCUUUGUAAGAGGGUGGUUUGUUGUUUGAUCGGUUUAAAGGGAACGGUGUGGUUGAUCAAAGGUCUAAGUAGUGGAAACAGGGUGAUGGAUGCUUUUGCUGUUUUUGAGGAAACAAGGCGAAAAGGAUUGAAUAUUGAUGACAAGACAUGUGUUGUGCUUUUGGGUGGUUUACGUGAGAAUGCUUGCCUUGAGAAAGCAGCUGUCGUUAGAGCUGUUUGGAGGGAAACGGGAAAGGCAAAGCAUGUUGCACAAUGUUGGUAA